This is a messenger RNA of Austrofundulus limnaeus, 1515 nucleotides long. RefSeq names its product trans-1,2-dihydrobenzene-1,2-diol dehydrogenase. The coding region runs from base 45 to 1049 and encodes 334 amino acids. The record is from RefSeq and is a predicted model, not a curated record. Gene Ontology annotation, molecular function: nucleotide binding. NCBI's taxonomy places the organism in Eukaryota, Metazoa, Chordata, Actinopteri, Cyprinodontiformes, Rivulidae. The transcript is spliced from 7 exons.
GGUCAGUCCAAGCAGCGACAGACAGCCGAGGAGGACGCUUCAACAUGGCUACCAGGUGGGGGAUCUGCAGCGCUGGAAAAAUCAGCCAUGAUUUCACUGUGGCUCUGAAAACUCUUCCAGCCGAAGACCACCAGGUUGUGGCUGUUGCAGCUCGGAAGUUGGAGGAUGCUCAGGGGUUUGCCAGCAAACACAGCAUCCCUAAAGCAUAUGGCAGCUACGAGGAGCUGGCCAGAGAUCCAGACAUAGACGUAGUGUACAUCGGCGUUAUCCACCCGUACCACCUGAAGACUAGUCUGCUCUUUACCAAUGCCAAGAAGAACGUGCUGUGUGAGAAGCCUCUGGCCAUGAACACCAGGGAGGUGAAAGAGAUCCUGGAAGCUGCCAAGAGGAACAACGUCUUCUUCAUGGAGGCGGUCUGGACCCGCUUUUUCCCGGUCUCUGUGGAGAUCAGAAGGCUGCUCGAUCAGGGGGAGCUGGGCGACGUGAAGAUGGUCAGGUCUGAGUUUGGCGUACCGCUGAUGCAUGUGCCUAGAGCCACCACGAAGGAGCUCGGCGGAGGAGCGUUGCUGGAUCUUGGCAUCUACUGCCUGCAGUUCAUCUGCAUGGUGUACAACGGAGAGAAGCCAGAGAGCGUCCAAGCUGCAGGUGUCUGCCUGGAGACAGGAGUGGAUGAGACUGUGGUGGUCUCUCUGAAGUUUUCCAAGAACAGAAUGGCCACGUUCACUUGCUCCAACGGAGUGCAGCUGUCCAACGAGGCUGUUAUUGCAGGAACAAAGGGCACAGUCCGGGUCCCUUCUCCAAUGUGGUGCCCCACAUCAGUGGUAGUGAACGGGAAGGAGACCCAGUUCCCCGUGCCAGAACCCUGUUUGCCUCUGAACUUCCUUCAGGGCACAGGGAUGCGUUAUGAAGCAGAGGAGGUGCGACAGUGUCUGCUCAAAGGGCUGAAGGAGAGCGCAGUCAUGUCGCACGCUGACUCUCUUCUCCUGGCAGAGUUGGAGGAUGAGAUCCGCAGGCAGGUGGGGGUGGUGUACAGCCAGGACCUUCAGUAAAAGUUCAACACGCAGACACAAAGUGGACGUAAAGAGAACUACUUUACUACAAUCACUAGUUUAUUGUUAUAAUCCUGAUAUACUUGGUAAUGGGUCUGAAAUGUUUUUUUAUAGAGAACAUCAAUCGUUUUACAAUUGCUGUCGGAUUUAUAAAGCUGGCGUACGCAUAAUAUGAGUCCAGAAACUUGCGUACGCCACUUUUUACGCCAAGGUUGUGAUUUAUAAAAUCCAAACUUGACGUGAAAAUGUGCGGUGCCUCACGCCAGCUCUGACCCAUGCGUACGCUCAUUUUGGAGACGUGAAACUGCGACACAGAUGGUGACGUGAAGAAUUAGAGCCACACAUAUGAUCACUGUCAGAGAUUUAAUUUCUCUUCAUAAUCAAACUUAGAUUAUUUAUUUAGCUUUCUUAACAGUAAAAUUUAUGCUUCUGCUGCUGAGCCAUGAGGACCUUUGAAAUAAAAAAA